Sphenostylis stenocarpa is the source of this 261-nucleotide messenger RNA. NCBI's taxonomy places the organism in Eukaryota, Viridiplantae, Streptophyta, Magnoliopsida, Fabales, Fabaceae. The record is from the annotation of a GenBank genome assembly.
AUGGAGAUCAAGGAAGUAAGAUUGAGAGAAGAAAAGACGCGUUACCGUAGAGAGGUGAGAAACCGUGGGCGUGAAGGCGAAACCCUAGGAACGGUGGAUGUAAGAAAAAGAAGAGGAAUUCCAGAAGGAGGAAGAGGAUUUGCAAGUUCGUUGUGGUCGACAAGAGAGAGACCAGAAAGGAAGGAAGAACAAAAAUUUUUAUUAUGUCCUAAAGAUGUGAGUGGGAAGAGGCAACAAAGGAAGUUUUCUUUAUUUGCAUGA